AUGGCUACUCCAUUAAUGAAAUUGGUUCAGAAACCAAUAAAUACUAUUAUUGUACCCCGUCGAAAUUAUUAUGGUGGUAUCUAUGUAACUGGUCCACCUUGCAAUGCACUUAGUACCCGUAAGGCAUCAUUAUUAAGAUACCUGUUAAAUAUAACAAGACACCAUGAAUAUUCACGUUGUUUAUUAUUUCAACGUUCUUUAACAACAUAUGAACAACAUGAAUCUCCGACAAUUCCACAUACUCACACUGGUGGUGGUCUUGUUGGUAUUUCAGUUGCGUAUCAUUUAAAUGAAAUUGGCAUUAAAGAUGUAGUACUUGUUGAACAAGCAAAGCUAGCAUCGGCUGCUACUUGGCAAUCCGGAGGGCAAAUUUCUUUACUUCAAGGAACUGUGAUUGAAACAAUAUUUGCAAAGUAUUCGCGUCAGUUGUAUGAACAACUACAUAAUUCUGGACAUGACGUUGGUUUCACCGAGAAAGGAAGCCUCUGGCUUGCUCAGACAUCCGAUCGACUUCAUACGCUGAAACGUCAACUAGCUGAAGCAAAAGCGUUAAAUAUUGAUUGCGAGACAUUAAAUACAGAGAGAUUAUUGGAAAAAGCGCCAAUGAUUGAUCCACAUGAAAUAUGGGGUGCAUUAUGGGUACCUCAUGACUGUAUGAUAGAUCCGGUUUCUCUAUCAAUGACAUUAGCACAGUUAGCAAUGAAAGGAGGAGUGAAAAUAGUUGAAAAUUGUAGUGCAAAGGAAAUAAAUACAGAAAAGCAGCGUGCCGGACUAUAUCAUCAUGUAACAAGUGUAUUAACGUCUCAAGGCGAAAUCAAGUGUAAUUGGGCACGUGAACUUGGUUUUAACUCAAACCCUAAGGUUCGUAUUCCGACGCAAGCGUGUGAAUAUACUUGUUUAAAGACGAAACCAAUACCGAAUUUUCCUUCGAAUAUACCAAGUAAUAUGUCAAUUUUAGGCAUUGAUAGUGCAUUUAAUGCUGUACGUGAUUUUGUUUUAGUUAUACGAAACCCUGAUGAACACUUCUAUAUUCAACCAUUAGCAGAUCAAAGUGUCUUAAUUGGUGGAUUUUUACCGGAAUCACGGACAAUUUUUCCCAAUGGUGUACCAGACACGUUUAAUUUUUCAUUACUUCAAGAAAACUGGGACGAUUUUCAAAUUAUACUUAGCAAUGCAAUAAAGCGUAUAUCCAUCUUAGCUGAUGCCGAACAUGAAAGUUUGAUAACUGGCGCUGAUAGUUUUACGCCCGAUGGUAGGUUGAUCAUGAAUGAAUCAGCUGAGAUUGAUAAUUAUUUUGUUGCAACUGGAACAAAUGCGAAUGGUGUUGCCUUAGCCGGUGGCAUUGGUAAAUUUAUAGCUGAAUCAAUACAUUCGGGAGAUACAAAAACGAGUACAUGGCCCGUUGAUAUCAGACGAUUUAUGCGUUUACACACGAAUAAACGAUUCUUAAGUGAUCGUUUAAGAGAAAUACCGGGAAAACAGUUUUCUUUAAAAUAUCCAACGUAUGGUAUGUCAUUGUAUCGUACGGGAAGAAAAUUACGUGUAUCACCAUUACAUGCAAAAUUACAAGCGUUGCGUGCUGUAUUCGGAGAAUUACUUGGCUAUGAGAGACCAUUGUAUUUCAAUGAUGAAGAAGUAGGAAAAGAUGAUUACAUUGAGGAUCGUAUCAAACAAGGCACAUUUGGGAAGCCAAGAUGGUUUAAUGCCGUUAAGAAAGAGUACAAUGCGUGUAGAAAGGGAGUUGGCGUUAUCGACAUGACAUCAUUUACAAAAUUUGAAAUAAAAUCAGCCGGAAAAAGCGUUAUUGACUUUUUACAAUAUUUAUGUGCCAACAAUAUAGACAAACCAAUUGGUUCUAUAAUUCAUACUGGAAUGUUGAAUCAAAAUGGAGGCUAUGAAAAUGAUUGUAGUGUUGUCCGACUCGGAGAAUAUCAUUUUCUUAUAAUCAGUCCAACAUCUCAAUCAACACGAAAUAUUAAAUGGUUAAAAUCUCAUUUUCCCGAGGAUGGUUCAAUCUUUUUGUCUGAUGUUACAUCACUUUAUACAGCAUUGAACGUUAUUGGUCCAAAAGCCAAACAUUUACUCGCUGAAUUAAGUGAUGAACCAUUCAAUGAUUUUGCUCGUAUGACUUGCAGAGAAAUUGACGUUGGUUUUGCUAGUCAUAUUUAUGCCAUGCGUCUUACGCAUACUGGUGAAGAUGGAUUUAUGUUAUAUGUUCCAUCUGAGUAUGCACUGUGUUUAUAUGAUUUAUUGAUAGAGCAAGGCAAAGACUACGGUAUAAUUAAUGUCGGAUAUUUUGCAAUGCGAACACUACGAAUUGAAAGAAUGUAUGCUUUUUGGGGACAAGAUUUAGAUAAGAUGACAACACCACUCGAUUGCAAUCGAGAAUUUCGAGUUCAUUUUGACAAAAAUUUCAUUGGAAAAGAAGCAUUAUUAGCGCAACGAAAAGAAGGAAUAAAACAGCGUUUUAUACAAUUUUUACUAGAAGAUCAUGACCUUGAUUUGGACCCAUGGCCAUGGUCUGGAGAACCAAUUUAUCGAAACGGACGAUUUUGUGGUUUUGUUACAUCAACAGCCUUUGGUUUCACACUUGGGAAACAGGUCUGUCUUGGCUAUGUGCAUACAGAUGGAAAAGAUGUGAUUACAACAGAUUAUAUUCGAAAUGCCACGUAUGAAAUUGAUAUUGCUGGUAAAAGGUUUAAAGCAAAAUCGAAUCUCUAUCAACCAAGUGAAAUGGGACCGACAGUUCAGUUGAGUACACCCUGA
Didymodactylos carnosus is the source of this 2766-nucleotide messenger RNA. The record is from the annotation of a GenBank genome assembly. Lineage: Eukaryota; Metazoa; Rotifera; Eurotatoria; Philodinida; Philodinidae.